AUGUCGCAUCAUCCACCAAACCCGCCUAUCAUUCAUUCUUUUGCCUCGCCAGAGGUUCUUAUUUCAUCUCUGGCAUCAUUCAUACUCAAAGCUCAGAAGGAAGCCAUUGACAAGAAAGGAAGAUUCACCAUCGCUUUAUCCGGUGGUUCUCUUCCGAAGCAGCUCAGUGGUCUUAUAGGUAAUCCUGCCGUCAAAUGGGAUAUGUGGCAAGUAUUCUAUGCAGACGAACGCGUUGUGCCACUCACCGAUCCGGACUCUAAUCAUCUACUAUGCUCAACCGAGCUAUUCAACAAAGUCCCAAUCCCUAAAGAAAACAUCCACACUAUUGAUAUCUCUUUACUCUCCGACCUCGAAGAGCUCUCAGACGCUUAUGAGAAAGAGCUCAUUAAAGAAUUCGCACAGAAAGACGCUGCCCGGUUCCCUGUAUUCGACGUUAUCCUUCUUGGAAUGGGUCCCGAUGGGCAUACAGCCUCUCUAUUCCCCGGCCACGAACUUCUGGCGGAAGAAGAUCGGUGGGUAGCGUAUAUCGAGGACUCGCCGAAGCCUCCGCCGAACAGGAUUACGCUGACUUAUCCGGUGAUUAAUCAUGCGUUGAGAGUAGUGUUUGUUGCUGUGGGAGCGGGUAAGGCGGAAAUCCUGAGUGAGGUAUUGGAUAGUCCCGAGAAGGGGUUGCCAGCCUCUAGGGUUAAGCCUGUGCAUCCUGGGCAGUUGUUUUGGUUCGUAGAUGAGGCGGCGGCGGCGAAGUUGCAGGUGGCUUCGGCCGAGUUCAAGCUUUGA
This is a messenger RNA of Lentinula edodes (shiitake mushroom), 777 nucleotides long. RefSeq lists its product as uncharacterized. Gene Ontology annotation, biological process: carbohydrate metabolic process; pentose-phosphate shunt. The transcript has 2 exons. The record is from RefSeq and is a predicted model, not a curated record. Gene Ontology annotation, molecular function: 6-phosphogluconolactonase activity. NCBI's taxonomy places the organism in Eukaryota, Fungi, Basidiomycota, Agaricomycetes, Agaricales, Omphalotaceae. Bases 1 to 777 code for a protein of 258 amino acids.